Molecule: messenger RNA, 903 nt
Organism: Eufriesea mexicana
Lineage: Eukaryota; Metazoa; Arthropoda; Insecta; Hymenoptera; Apidae
Product: AN1-type zinc finger protein 1
Exons: 3
Coding region: 80-886 (268 amino acids)
Cellular component (GO): cytoplasm
Molecular function (GO): zinc ion binding
Source: RefSeq, a predicted model, not a curated record
GAAUAAUCUAGCUUUAAGAACUCUCAGUGAAAACCACUUACAUUCACCAACACCAUCUCAUAAUUAAAUAGAUUUAAAAAUGGAAUUUCCAAACCUUGGGGAAAGAUGUUCAAUAAAAGAUUGCAAACAAUUAGAUUUUUUACCAUUUGAAUGCAAUCAUUGCCAUGACUUAUUUUGCAAAGAACAUUUUCAUAUUGCUUCUCAUAAGUGUUUAGGUUUUAAAUAUAAAAUCUCAUAUACUAAAAAAAAAGCUCCAAAUUAUACAUGUUCAGAUGAAUCUUGUAAAGAAACUUCACCUAUUGAAAUGCAAUGCAUUAAAUGUAAAAAACAUUUUUGUCUACAACAUAGAUAUCAUGGAUGUUUAGAAUAUAGUAAUGAAGAAAAAACGACAAAAUUAAAAAAAUGGCAAAUACCUAAAAAACAGUUUGCUGAAGCAAAAGCUAUAGUGGAUCAGGAAAUUUCAGAUACUUUAAAGAAAUCCAAAAAUACUGCAAUGGCUAAUAAAGUAAGGCUUAUGCGUAUAAAGGGUUCUGCUGUUGGUCCUAAGAAUGUACCAAUGAAUGAACGUUGUUAUUUUCUUGUAUACCUCCCAGCUACAACAUCUAAUAAACAUAUAGGACCAUCAAAAGGUAUUUAUGUGAACAUGAAUUGGCCAGUUGGAAAAGCUAUAGAUGCAAUAGCUGAUAUAUUAAAAAUAUCCAAUAAUAAUAAUGUAGCAGGGGCAUGUAAACUACAACUAUUUCAUCAUACAACUGGUGCAUUAAUAUGUAAUGAAAUGGAUAUACCAUUGACAAAAUUAUUUGAAAAUUCUGAACUUAUUGAUGGACAAAGUGUUAUUUUAGAAUAUUCUGAUAGCUUAUUUGUAGAUAUUUCUUUCUAUAAAUAAACAAUUAUAAUAAGUGA